AUGCUCCCCACCGCAAAUAAGGCACUUCGCCUUAUCCGGGCACUUUGUGGAGAUGUGCCCGAACCCCUGACACCGAAAGCAUUGGGUGGCUUUCGGGCGGGGCCAGGCAGCUCUCAUCCUAAUGUAGCCGAUCCUAGUACCCAGAACGUAAUUACCAAUGAUCGUGCUGAAUUACGAGUUGACACUACUAUCCCUACCGAAUCAAAAAUUCAAUAUAACAAGCCGGACAUUUUCCUAUACGACAAAAAAUUAAACCACAUAUGGCUAAUAGAGAUUGGAGUGACGUGUGUGGAUAAUUUAAAAGCAGUUGAAGUUGAAAAACUUCAUAAAUAUGAUAUCCUGGCAAGUGAAUUAAAAAUCAUUUACAAAGCCAAAGUCAAAAUACUUCCGAUUGUCAUUACCUGGGAUGCGAUCACCUCUAAGUAUUUUAAAAUAUACAUGGAUUUUAUUGGCAUUAAAGACAGUGUUCUGGUAUACAUCCAAACGACUGCAUUAAAGAAGACGUUGGAAGGAAUGUUCGUAGAAUAUAAACAUGGUUUCGAAGACGUAAUGACUAAAGCAUUGAUUCUCAACAAAGAUUAUGCAGUGUGGAACACUCACCAAAGGGGAGCUUACUCGAUGAAGAGGAGACAUGAUGAGGUGACAGAAAACGAAUACUCUGAGGAAGGACAAAUUAAUAGCAAGAGGAUCACGAAAGAUGAUGGUGCUGUUCAGGGAGGCCCAAGACCAGUAAAUUGA
Molecule: messenger RNA, 738 nt
Organism: Octopus sinensis (East Asian common octopus)
Lineage: Eukaryota; Metazoa; Mollusca; Cephalopoda; Octopoda; Octopodidae
Exons: 2
Coding region: 1-738 (245 amino acids)
Source: RefSeq, a predicted model, not a curated record